UUUCAGUUGUUUGAGAAACUUUGAACGGAACUAAACACGAACUAAACGCACGCGGCAUCUAAACAAAUAAACAGUAAACUGAACAACAAAAUCAAGAUGUCGCUCACAACGAGGCGACUGAGCAGUGUGCUCCUGUUGCUCCUCCUGCUGGCCACGCAGGAUGUCCAGGGUAAACGCUGGUUCGGUGGCGGUGGCAGCAAGAGUCGCUCCAGCUCCAGCCACAGUUACUCGGCAAGACGUCCCUCAUCCUCGUCCUCCUCCUCUUCGCACUCUUCUCACUCCUACGGCCAUGCGGAUAAUACACGGCUCAGUUAUGGCGGCGGCAGUCACUCUCAGCCCAGUCACAGUGUCUCCAAGCCAGCCCCGGCCGCGUACCCGCCCGUAGGCUGGAAUGUGCCGAUGCCACAGGGUCCCCCACCAGCGUACUCUGCUAAAAAUCCAGUCGGUGGUGCUCGCACCAACAUCCAUGAGCCGCCGCCGGCAUACAAUCCUUCCUACAAGGCCAAUGCACCGCCUCCGAGCUACUCGGCGGCCACCAACACUCGCCCAGCAGCUGGCAGCGCUGCCGCUGGCGCCAGUGCCGGUUCCGGUUCUGGUUCCAGCCAUUCCCACUAUACACCCGCCAGUGUUUACAGGCCACGUGCGAACUCAACGGGAGGUGGAUUUGGCGGUGGCUAUCAACACACACCCAUAACGGCCACCAAUACGCAUGGCGUGCAGUCGAGUUAUCCUGGCGCCACCUAUCACAGUCCUGGCGCUCUACCCGCUGGCGCCACCUACCAUCCGGCUGGUCACCUGCCCGCUGGCGCCACCUAUCACAGUCCUGGUGCUCUACCCCCUGGCGCCACCUAUCACAGUGCUCCACCUGCUGGCGCCUCCUAUCAUCCGGGCGGCUAUGCACCACCUGGUGCUAGCUACCAUCCAGCCGGACAAAUUCCUCCUGGCGCCACCUAUCAUCCCAGUGGUGGAAUGCCUCCUGGAGCUACGUACUAUCCCCAGCAGCCGGUGCACGCAAUGCCCGCAGGCGCCACCUACCUGCCAGCUGGUGCUGCCAUUCCCGCUGGAGCCACCUUCUAUCCCCAGGCGCCCAAGUCAUCCGGACCCGGUUUGGGUACUGGACUUAUUGCUGGCGCUCUAGGAGGUGCCAUUUUGGGACACGUCCUUACUCCCACACAGACGCGCGUUGUGGAUCAUAUGCCAUCAUCCGGUGGCAACUACGGUGGCGGCGGUGGAGGUGGCAGCAACGGUGGUGACGACAAGAUCAUCAUCAUUAACAAUGGACCACCAGGAUCGGUGACCACAUCUGAAGUGGGACAUGGCACAACGGUUAUCAACGCGGGCGCACCACAAGCAGCGGCCGCUCCAGUUCAACCUGUAGCAGCCUAUCCAGCAGCUCCAGGUCCAGUCCCUGCCCCUGCUCCAGUCCCUGCUCCAGCUGCCGCUCCAGCUGGUGGCACACAAUUAGCACCACUGGCGCCUCUACCACCGGUUGGUGCACCACAACCUGUUGAUGGAUCUGUUGCAGCGCCUGCAGUUGCCACAGCCGGCGUCAAUGCCGCACCACCAGCUGGCGGUGCUCCUGCUGAUCCCAAUGCACCCCCACCUGGCGGCAUCAUCUGCGUGCCAGUUCGCGUGCCAGAACCUGAUCCAAAGGAUGCCACCAAGACAAUUGAAGUGGAGAAGAUUGCUUGCUAUCCGGCACCACCACCAGAAGCGACUCCCCCAGUAAAUGGCACAGCACCAGCUGUAAACGGUGCUGCCUCCGCUCCCCUGGCACCAAUCCAGCCCACACCCAUCACUGUGCCCGAAGGAUCCGUGCCCUUGGCUCCCCUGCAGCCUGGCGGUCAACCUGAUAUCAUGCGCAUGCCCGGCCAGACCUCAGCUCGUCUCUCCGCGGAGUCGGGACUACACGAUGCUCGCAGCGGUGGCAAGUCCAUCUCCCAGUGGAGUAGUUUGUCUGCUCUGCUAACCAUUCUGGUGGCCUACUGUCUGCAUUAGUUAUAUGGAGUCAUCAGUGCCAAGCUGUAACCAAAACCAAAUAGAUUGCAGUCAGUCAAACCAGGAAGCCACGGUUAAACAUCUCUAAGCAACUUUAGAUGGUUAUCCACUUUAUUUUGUAAACCAAACGAAUUUUUACAUACACACAUAAUAUACUCGAACUUCUGUAAGACUCCAUAAUAAAUUAAAACUCUAUAAAAAGAUAAUAAAUUAUCGCCUAGACUUGAUUAAA
Messenger RNA from Drosophila innubila, 2230 nucleotides. Its product is annotated as basic proline-rich protein. NCBI's taxonomy places the organism in Eukaryota, Metazoa, Arthropoda, Insecta, Diptera, Drosophilidae. The record is from RefSeq and is a predicted model, not a curated record. Bases 97 to 1998 code for a protein of 633 amino acids. The transcript has 3 exons.